This is a messenger RNA of Pangasianodon hypophthalmus (striped catfish), 1453 nucleotides long. Its product is annotated as cytochrome c oxidase assembly protein COX18, mitochondrial. Gene Ontology annotation, biological process: protein insertion into mitochondrial inner membrane from matrix; mitochondrial respiratory chain complex IV assembly. The transcript is spliced from 7 exons. The coding region runs from base 153 to 1226 and encodes 357 amino acids. Gene Ontology annotation, cellular component: mitochondrial inner membrane. The record is from RefSeq and is a predicted model, not a curated record. Gene Ontology annotation, molecular function: membrane insertase activity. Lineage: Eukaryota; Metazoa; Chordata; Actinopteri; Siluriformes; Pangasiidae.
AAUUGCGUCAUAUCUGGUCGCCGACCUGUCAUGCUGCACUGACAUUUACCGGGCUAAAGUGUCAGUUAGUGGUAGAUAAUAAUGUGUAAUAAUAAUAAUAAUUGUGCUGUUUAUUAAAGGAUUAGAGAAUGUCAUCGCUUGUUUUGUAGAAGAUGUGGAAUAACGUCAGAAGGCUCUCGACCGUGACACGCUUGAAACUCUCCUUCCCUGGAUGCUUAAGGUCACAUUUCCGUGGUGUCCAGCUGACAGUAAAACCCCAGGCGAGAUGCGUCUCUCAGGGCGUGUUCAGGACAGACUCAACACCCCGACCUGCUCGCUCUCUCAGCUCUAGAUGCAUCACUUUCGUGCCAGCUUUGCACCUGCAGCCGUGCAGCGUGAGGCACGUGAGCUCGUCCGGAUCCGGGUGGUACGAGAGCGUGGCGGAUUCCGCUCCAGUCCACGUCACCGAGCAGCUCCUGAUCUCCAGCCAGCAGAUGACGGCGCUGCCGUGGUGGGCGGGGAUCAUCUGCACCACGCUGGCGCUGCGCACCGUCGUCACUCUGCCGCUCGCCGUCUACCAGGCCGUCAUCAUCGCCAAGAUUGAAGCCUUGCAGAAGGAAAUAGCAGAGUUAGCACAACGGCUACGCUACGAGAUCUCCUUCAGGGCCAAGGAGAAGGGCUGGUCCGAGAAAACGUGCAGGUACCAUUUUAAGAAGAAUCUGCGGCGGAUCGUGUCUGAGCUGUACGUGAGGGACAACUGCCACCCAUUCAAGGCCAGUUUGCUCGUCUGGGUGCAGUUGCCCAUGUGGGUGUGCAUCUCUCUCGCCCUGCGUAACAUCAGCAUCAUCCCGUCUGGAUUGCAGCAGCAGCUGGCAUCAGGUGGCGCUCUCUGGUUUCCGGACCUCACGGUACCGGACUCCACCUGGAUCAUCCCCGUGUCUCUGGGCCUCAUCAACCUGCUCAUCACUGAGGUAUACGCCCUGAGCAAGCUCGAACAGUCAAAGUUCCAGAAGUACAUGACCAACUUCAUCAGAGGAAUCUCUCUGGUCAUGAUUCCUUUAGCCGCCACUGUACCUUCUUCCAUGGCACUGUAUUGGCUCAGUUCCAGCUGCAUCGGUCUGGGUCACAACCUCCUCCUGCGUUCUCCACGUAUCCGCGCUCUCUGCCGAAUCCCAGCAUCGCGCUCGGACUCUCACACUCCCUACAGGGACAUCGCUGCUGCCUUCGUCACCAAAUACAUGAAAUAAACCAGAAAAAAAAUCACUGUAGGUUGGUCAGAUUCAGCAGAGUGUUGUGAGUUCAACAUCUAUCUUCUCUUCUCCAGGAGGACGUUCGGGAAAGCCGAACUGUAAACAUAAAGACUGACGAAUUCCUGGAAUGCACAGUUUUGGUGUUGAGGUAGAAAUGUUUAUAAAAGACUUGUAAACCAUCCUGUAAACUUUGUGUGGGAGUAAAAACUCUUCUCUUCACUGUC